AUGUCAUCGCCUACCAAGCGAACAGUCCUCAUCACAGGAUGCUCCCAAGGGGGUGUCGGUAACACGCUGGCACUCGCAUUCGCAGCCCAAGGCCUACGCGUCUUCGCAACCGCCCGUUCGCUUAAGUCCGUGGCGAACCUCACAGAAAAGGGCAUCGAAACGCUCACGCUCGACGUGACGAGCUCGGAGAGUAUCGCUACCGUGAAAGAGGAGAUUUCAAGACGUACAGGAGGUACCCUUGACAUUCUGUACAACAAUGCGGGUGCUCUCUACGAAGCGCCAGCAGUAGAAGCAGACUCCUACCGCACCCGCCAAAUGUUCGACGCCAACGUCUUCGGCCUCUUCGACAUGGUGACAGCCUUCACCCCGCUCCUCCUCGCCGCCGUCUCCACCUCCCGAUCCUCCCAGCAACCCACAAUCGUCAACGUCGCCUCCGUGCUCGCCCGCCUCCCGGGGCCCUUCACGUCAGGCUACAACGCCACAAAGGCCGCCGUCGCGGCCUACUCUGACACCCUCCGUCUCGAGGUCGCGCCCCUCGGCCUGCGCGUGCUGACGGUCUACAUGGGCGAGGUGGCCACCUCCAUCAUCCAGGCCAACAAUAUCAGCUUCGACAGGGACAGCCUGUACGUCGACGCCGAGGAUAAGGUGCGGGAGCGCAGCGCCACGCACGAGAAGACGACGAUGAAGCCUGAUGAGUUUGCGAGGCAGGUCGUGCCGCUUGUGCUCAAGAGCGGCGGGAGCCCGUAUGUGUGGAAGGGUACGAACGCGUGGCUUGUUUGGUUCUUGAAUGCGUUUGGGCCGAGGACGGUGUUUGAUGGGACCAUGAAUGCGGGGGCGGGGUUGGACGAUGCGGUGAUUAAGAACAAGAUUUUCCAAAGAGGCCAGGAAAAGCAAUGUCCCUCCCAUAAGGCGUGGCAGGUCAAGGAGGCAGGCGCCCCUCUGCAACUCCGGGCGGCAGAGUUAAAGGCGCCAGGGAAAGGCGAGGUCCUCGUCAAGGUGCUCGCCUGCGGCAUCUGUCACUCGGACGUCGGCAUGCAAAAAGGCGAAUUCGGCCCCGUUCAUCCCCGCGUCCCGGGCCACGAGAUUGUCGGCGACGUCGUCGCCGUCGGUGAGGGCGUGUGUCGAGGUUCACGGGCGGCGAGCGCGUUGGAGGAGCUUGGCAUGAAGGUGAGCCACGACGGAACCUGCGCAACAUGCCAGCUAGGCCAAUCCCAAUCCUGCCAAAACGGCCCAAUCAACGGCGUCACCCGCGACGGAGGCUACGCAGAAUACGUCACCCUCCGCGCCCAAGCCGUCGUCCGCGUCCCAGCAGACCUCGACCCCGCCGAGACGGCGCCCCUCCUCUGCGCCGGCGUCACCGUCUUCAACGGCAUCCGCAAGAUGGAGAUUCCCCAAGGAAGCCUCGUCGCCGUCCAAGGCCUCGGCGGCCUAGGCCACCUCGCCGUGCAGUACGCCACCAAGAUGGGCUACCGCGUCGCGGGCAUCAGCUCCGGCGCCGCGAAAGCGGAUUUCGCGUCUGAGCUGGGCGCCGAGUGCUUCAUCGACAGCAGCGUCGAGGACCCCGUGGCGAGGCUCAAGGCCCUGGGCGGCGCCGCGCUCGUGGUCGCGACGGCGCCGAGUGCAAAGGCUAUCAGCCCCCUUACGGGCGCGCUGCGGGUGCGCGGCAAGUUGUUGGUGCUCGCGGCGGUUGGGAACAUUGAAAUCAGCUCGUUGCAUUUGAUCGCGGGCGGCUAUUCGGUCCAUGGGUGGCCUAGUGGGCACGCGCGGGAUUCGGAGGACGCGAUCGAGUUCUCGAGGAAGCAGGACGUCUAG
Molecule: messenger RNA, 1812 nt
Organism: Colletotrichum costaricense
Lineage: Eukaryota; Fungi; Ascomycota; Sordariomycetes; Glomerellales; Glomerellaceae
Product: oxidoreductase
Exons: 5
Coding region: 1-1812 (603 amino acids)
Cellular component (GO): cytoplasm
Molecular function (GO): zinc ion binding; alcohol dehydrogenase (NAD+) activity
Source: RefSeq, a predicted model, not a curated record